AUGAAGCUGAACUCUGCUGUCGCUGCAGCGCUCCUUGCGCCUGGCAAUGUCGUCGCAUUGUUGAGGUUCCCAUGUGCCCAGCUCGUUAUUGAUCGCAUUGACCCUCUGGUCAACCCCGGACAGGCUCCUUCUCCCCAUCUGCACCAGAUCGUCGGUGGUAACUCAUUGAACGUCACGAUGGACCCAGCCAAGGACAUGCCAGGAGAGUCAACGUGCACAUCAUGCCAGUUCAGCGAGGACUUCUCAAACUACUGGACCGCGACUCUUUACUUCAAGGCAAAGAACGGCACCUACAAGCGUGUUCCCCAGCUUCCCAACUCGGGCUUCAAUGGUGUGAACGGAGGAAUGACAGUCUACUAUAUGCAGGACGGCCUUUACAACUUCCAGCAGACAUCUAAGGUUACCGCCUUCAAGCCCGGGUUCCGCAUGUACAUUGGCGAUGUCAACGCCCGGACAAAGGAGCAGGCCGAGAGAUACCGACAGCUCACAUUCACCUGCCUGCAGACCAUCAACACGCGCGACCCUCAGACGCUCGACUUCCCCGACAAGCCUUGCCCUGCUGGCAUCAUGACCGCCGUGCGCUUCCCUACGUGCUGGGAUGGCAAGAAUCUGGAUUCGCCCAACCACAUGGACCACAUGGCGUACCCGGAGUUCGGCACCUUUGAGUCUGGAGGUCCCUGCCCUGCCUCGCACCCCGUUCGCGUUCCUCAACUCUUCUAUGAAGUCAUAUGGGACACGCGCCAGUUCAACAACCCAGCCGACUGGCCCGAUGAUGGCUCCCAGCCGUUCGUGUGGAGCUUUGGUGACGGCACCGGAUAUGCCAACCACGGUGACUAUCUUUUUGGCUGGCAAGGCGACGCGCUCCAGCGUGCCAUGGACUCUCCUUGCUACCAGAACUGCCCCACUCUUAAGUCGCAGAAUGCGGCCGCAAUGAACAAGUGCACUAUCAAGCCCAAGGUUAACGAGGACAUUGACUCAUGGGUCAAGACCCUUCCGGGCGGUCACGUCGCCAACUAUGUUAAGAAGCGGUGGGAGUAA
Molecule: messenger RNA, 1038 nt
Organism: Westerdykella ornata
Lineage: Eukaryota; Fungi; Ascomycota; Dothideomycetes; Pleosporales; Sporormiaceae
Exons: 8
Coding region: 1-1038 (345 amino acids)
Source: RefSeq, a predicted model, not a curated record